AUGCUCCUAACAUCCGGACAAAUCUCAGUGGCUAUAUCCUCUUUUAUCAUAUUCAUCUUCACGACAGCACUCUUCCUCUCCGGCUAUAUCCUCCAACAACAAACAGUACGAGAUCUAAGAGAAGCUAUCAAACCACAAUUUCAGGCGAGAUUGGUGGGGUUGGAGCUUCCGGAUAAUUUGAAUAUGUAUGCGGAUGCGGAUAGGAGUAGGAGGAAGGAGAAGACGGGGGUACACUUGCUUAAGAAGCUUGAGAUGGAUGAGGUGCAGGAAGUGGCUGUGAAAGCGGGGAUAGGAAGAGAGAUAGUAACGAGUGAAGAAGAAAUAGAUAGGGUAAGGGAGAAAAUCAUUAGGAAGACGAGGAGCGGUAGGGAUGAAACGUGGAGUGAGAUUGGGGGCAGGGUGUUAGAGGCGCAGCAGGAAAGAGAGGACGGGGAGAAGGAGGAUGAUGAGUUGAUGAUUGAUAUGGCGAGUGUUCGGAGAGAGGAGAGAGAAAACACAAUUCCGGAAAAGCCACCAAGUCGUGCAGAGAGGAGGAGGAAGAUCAAAGAAGACCUGGUAACAUCUGGGGAAGGCGAAACUUUUACGGGAUAUCGGAGACGUGUUUCGGGAGCUUGA
Messenger RNA from Sclerotinia borealis F-4128, 615 nucleotides. The record is from the annotation of a GenBank genome assembly. Lineage: Eukaryota; Fungi; Ascomycota; Leotiomycetes; Helotiales; Sclerotiniaceae.